CUCCCCGCCCCGUGCUGCUUUGGCUCCCCUCUCACAACGCAGCCUGUCCGGGUAGGAUGGGACCAGUAGCCAGAUAUCCAUGCAUGCCCUGACCGCUGAGUCUACUUCCUGGAUGGAAGAAUGGGACGUUUCCACUUUUUCUUUUUUUUUUCUCUCUCCGCCUUUCGUCACGCCGUCGCCUCGGAUAAUCACUUAAUAACGACCACGUGUAAUCAAUAAUACUUCUUUUGUGUUGCCUUUUUUUCAUUACGUGUAGUUUAAAAGACAAGGCGAUUGAUCGCCGAUUGACCCCCUCCACCCUCCUCCUCCACCACCUCCUCCUCCUCUCUCUCUCUAUCCACACUUCGGGAAUGUCGCUAUCUGGGAGCCCGCUACAGGCACGGCGGAGUCCAGCAGAUUUUCAACUGUUUUUGCACACAGCUGCUGUGGCGUUUCGUUUUAUUAUUCCUCGCAGCUAAAAAGCAGAGCAGCUCCAGCUCCAGCUCCGGGUCGGAGGCGAAUAAAUGUCUUUUUUUUGUCGCCCCUUAACACCGUGCUAACCAGUACUUUGAUGCUCAUGCCUUCGUGGCUUCGCCGUGCCAACUUCAGCUUCGGUUGGUGUGUGUGUAUGUGAUUUUUCUUUUUUUUGUCUUUUUCUUAAAAGGAGAGAAAAGACUUUAAACACACAAAAACAAAAACUUUGUCACCCGUUUGCCUUCUUGUUACUCUCGAUGAGUAGUCUAACAUGCGGAGAAUACGGGAACCGAGUUACUGGUGGAUUUUAUCCUUAAUGUUUUUAACCUUGCCCAAACACAAAGACUGUCACCCCGUUGCAUCAGGUGGCCAACCUCACCAUGCCGGAGACGGGCACCAUGGGAGCACAGGCGUAAUGAGGGAGAGGAGGGCAGCUGGUGACCCCUAUUGGUCCUAUUCAGGAAGCCAUGGACCUCGAGGCUGGGCAGCCUCAUACCCAGAAUGUGCCGCGAAGAACCAAUCACCUGUGGACAUUUCCGAUGAACAAGCUUCGGUUUCAGAGGAGUAUCAGGCGCUGGUGCUUGAGAAGUUCAGUACUGAGUCCUCCAACCAGACCACCAUGAAAAACACAGGAAAGACAGUUGCUGUUCUCCUGAAGGAUGACUACUUCGUAAGAGGUGCUGGAUUGCCAGGGCGUUUUAAGGCUGAGAAGAUGGAGUUUCACUGGGGCCACAGUAAUGGAUCAGCAGGCUCAGAACACAGCAUAAAUGGCAGAAGGUUCCCUGUAGAGAUGCAGAUCUACCUUUACAAUUCAGACGACUUUGACAGCCUCAGCGCUGCCAUCAAGGAAAGACGCAUCAUUUCUGCCAUGGCGGUCUUCUUUGAGCUGGGGCAAAAAGACAAUCCAGCUGUAGAUCCAAUCAUCCAGGGAUUGAAAGGAGUAGUACAUCACGAAAAAGAGACCAACCUCAGGUCAUUCAUCUUGAGAGAUCUGCUGCCAUCAUCAGCGGACAGUUAUUACCGAUACACCGGCUCUCUGACCACACCACCCUGCAGUAAGGUAGUGGAGUGGAUCAUCUUCUCCAGGCCUGUGUAUCUGUCCCACUCACAGCUGGAGGCCUUUUAUUCCAUCUUCACAACAGAGCAACAGGAUCACGUCAAGUCUGUGGAGUACUUGAGGAACAACUUCCGGCCCCUGCAGGACCUGAACAACAGGAAAGUCUUUAAGUCGGCCGUGAAAGAUGCAUGGCAGAAAGAUUUAACGGAGAUGGUGGGAAGCCCUCAUAGCACUGAGGCUUCAAGAGUGUGCAGUAGUGCCCCAGUGAACAUGAAGAUCCAGCCCCUGAAUCAGACAGCGUUGAUGGUGAGCUGGGAACGCCCCCUUACCGUCUACCACCCACCCAUCACCAGUUACAUGGUCUCCUACAGCUGGGUGAAACGUGAUGUUGCAGAUGAAAAGACUUUCACCAAGACCGGGGACCAGAGUAUGAAAGCAGUCAUCACUAACGUGUCCCCUGACGUCCUGUACCUGUUCAGAGUGCAGGCGGUGUGUCAGCAUGACCUGCGCAGUGAUUUCAGCCAAACGCUGUUGUUUAGAGCGAAUACAACAAGAAUAUUUGAAGGCUCUCGCAUUGUGAAGACUGGGAUGCCCACAAUUUCCCCAGCAUCCUCAGCAGACAUGGCUCCCAUCAGCUCUGGUUCCUCCACUUGGACGUCCUCUGGCAUCCACUUCUCCAUAGUCUCCAUGGCAACAGGGAUGGGCCCCUCCUCUAGUGGCAGCCAGGCCACAGUGGCGUCAGUUGUGACGAGCACCUUACUGGCAGGCUUGGGCGUAGGCGGCGGGGUCAUCUCUUCGUUGCCAAGUUCUGUUUGGCCCACACAGGCGCCCCAAGCCACACAGAACCCCACCCGUCCAUCCGCCCCGCCUGCAAAGUCCAGCACUGAGCAGGCGGCGCCACAGGGCUCCGAUACAGACACCCCAUCUGAGGAGAAACAAGCUGCACAUGAGGGCAAGGAGGAGGAAGAGGAGGGGGAGAAAGAGGAAGAGCAGGAGGACGGAGAGGUUGAAAAGAAGAAAAAGAACAAGACUGCACCUGAUAAUGAGGAAAAGCAAGCAAACAGCACCGUGGUCAAAGAACCGUUAAUUCCCACCCCUGCAUCCACAGCCAAAGAGAAAGGAGAAGAAAGGCCGACAGUCAAAGGCACCACAGUACCUGCAAGCACCCGUGAUGACCAGUUGGUCCACGUAGAGAAGCCCACAGAUGUAAAUGCCAUCUCCACUCAGGAGCCUCGUAAUGACAGUGCAGAGAUGCAGAUACCCCAGAGCUCCACGCUGCCCCCGUUCAUUGUUGAUGGGAAAGGAAUCUGGCCUUUCUCUGUCCACACUGACAGGACCGUCUUGUCCAACGUGACCCGAGCCCCUCACCCCGGUAUGGGCAGGAUGGUGUGGAUCGUCCCCUUGGUCGUGGUGUCAGCUCUCACUCUGCUCUGCCUCAUAAUGCUGCUGAUAGUGAUGGUCUACUGGAGGAGGUUUUUCCAGACAGCUCACUUCUAUGUGGAGGAGAGUAACUCUCCACGAGUGGUGGCCAAUGAGAAUAUACCAGUCAUACCUAUACCAGAUGACAUGGAGGCCAUCCCCGUCAAGCACUUUGUCAAACACAUCAUGGAGCUGUACAAGAACAACCUUCAAGGUUUCUCUGAAGAGUUCGAGGAGGUCCAACGCUCCACAGCAGACCUGAAAAUCACAGCCGAACACUCAAAUCAUCCUGACAACAAGCACAAAAACAGAUACAUCAACAUUGUGGCCUAUGACCACAGCAGGGUGAAAUUACGAGCUCUGGCGGGGAAAGAUGCCAAACAUUCGGAUUACAUAAACGCCAACUAUGUGGACGGUUACAACCGGCCCAGAGCUUAUAUAGCUGCUCAGGGUCCUCUCAAGUCUACAUUCGAGGACUUUUGGAGGAUGGUUUGGGAGCAGAACACUGGAAUCAUCAUCAUGAUCACCAACCUGGUGGAAAAGGGCAGAAGGAAAUGUGACCAGUACUGGCCGAUGGAGAACAGCGAGCAGUACGGAAACAUUGUGGUGACGCUGAAAAGCACCAAAGUGCACGCCUGCUACACACUGCGGCAUUUCCUUAUCAGGAACACGAAAGUUAAAAAGGGUCAGAAGGGGAACCCUAAAGGGAAGCUUAAUGAGCGCAUCAUAGUCCAGUAUCACUACACUCAGUGGCCUGACAUGGGAGUACCAGAGUACACCCUCCCCGUCCUCACCUUCAUCAACCGCUCAUCAGCGGCUCGCACUGCAGACAUGGGCCCCGUCCUGGUGCACUGCAGUGCCGGGGUUGGGCGCACGGGAACGUACAUCGUCAUUGACAGCAUGCUACAGCAGAUCAAGGACAAAAGCACAGUCAGCGUCCUGGAUUUUCUCAAACAUAUCCGCACACAACGCAACUACCUAGUUCAGACCGAGGAGCAGUAUGUUUUCAUCCACGAUGCUCUAAUGGAGGACAUCCUGAGCAGAGAGACAGAGGUGCCCGCCUGCCAGCUGCACAGUUAUGUCAACAGCAUCCUCACGCCCAACUCAACAGGCCGCACACAGCUGGAGAAGCAGUUCAGGCUUCUUAGUCAGUGCAACACGCGCUUUGUGGAGUGCUUCAGUGCCCACAAAGACAGCAACAAGGAGAAGAACCGCAAUUCCUCAGUGGUUCCCUCGGAGCGAGCAAGGGUCGGACUCACCACUCUGCCUGGAAUGAAAGGAACAGAUUACAUUAAUGCAUCUUACAUAAUGGGUUACUUCAGGAGUAAUGAGUUCAUCAUUACCCAGCAUCCUUUGCCUCACACCACCACAGACUUCUGGAGGAUGAUUUGGGACCAUAACGCUCAAAUUAUUGUCAUGUUGCCUGACAACCAGGGCCUGGCUGAGGAUGAAUUUGUUUACUGGCCGAGUCGGGAAGAGGCCAUGAACUGCAUCUCCUUCACGGUCACACUCAUCAGUAAGGACAGACUGUGCCUCUCCAACGAGGAGCAGAUCAUCAUCCACGACUUCAUCCUGGAGGCCACACAGGACGACUACGUUCUGGAGGUGAGACAUUUUCAGUGCCCUAAAUGGCCCAACCCUGAUGCUCCUCUCAGCAGCACCUUCGAGCUCAUCAGUGUGAUCAAGGAGGAGGCCAUGACUCGAGAUGGCCCCACCAUCGUGCACGAUGAGUAUGGAGCAGUGUCAGCAGGCAUGCUCUGUGCCCUCACCACACUGUCCCAGCAGCUGGAGAACGAGGGGGUGGUCGACAUCUACCAGGUGGCUAAGAUGAUCAAUCUGAUGAGGCCGGGAGUCUUCACUGAUAUAGAGCAGUACCAGUACCUUUACAAAGCCAUGCUCAGCCUGGUCGGUAACAGAGAGUGUGGCCUGAGCCCCAUGCACAUGGACACUAAUGGGGUGGUGGUGAUCGCAGACGAGUCGGACCCUGCAGAGAGCAUGGAGUCGCUCGUCUGAGGACAUUCCUGCAGGCACUUAAUUUGUAAAAACUCGAGAACUUUUCUGAGGCCUUUUUUGCCAGACUAUUGAUUAAAUGAAUAACCUUAUUACUUUUUAUACUGAUAAAAGUUUUUUGAUAUUUAUGUUUUUGUCCUUUAUUUCUUGUCUUAAAUGUUAUCCUGCUGAGCGUUUGCACCUGUUUUUAAGUUGACGUGAGGAAAAAGCAGCUCUGUCCGGUUUGCACUAUACUAUCAGUGUUACUGCCUAAAUCCAGUGAGUGAGAAGGUUUCACAGUGAAAUCCUAGCAUCACGACACAACUGGGGAUCUUUGGACCGCAUUGAGACAAACCUGAAGCAUGAAGACCAGGAUGAGUUACGGCGAUCCACUUCUAAUAUUGUCUCACAACAAAACAACACAUCACAGCGUAGCCCAGCAUGCAUUAUGUCACUUUGCCACCUCGAUCUAACUAACUGUUUUGAGGCUCCGCUCCACAUGGGUGAAACUCUUUAUCACAUGUCAAGAGACUAUUACCUGCCUAAUAUUCAUAUAUUGUCCAAAUAUCUCACUGCUGUCUUGUAUAAUGUACUUAUGGCUUAUUUUGUGUGUUACAACAUCUAAUGUGAACGUUUAUUGCUUUUUACAGGGAUUUAUAUUGUUAUAUUGUUUAUCCUUAAUAGCCAGCCAAUGCUUUCGUUUUUUUUAAUUUUUCAGUAUUUUUGCUUAUUUGUCCACUUGCCUUGAUGUAGAUUAUUAUUUUUUAGAUUAUGUACCUUGUUAUGAAUUAUCUACAUUUUCAUCUUCAACUGUCAAAGCUCCACUGUUAACAAAUGUAAUGGGUAUGUGUAUUGAUGCAGUACAAUGUCUACAAAAAAUAUUCACCCCACAUAAACUUCCAUAUUUUACUUUAUUUUACAACAUUAAAUCUCAGUGGAUGUGACCAUGGUUUGCUUUUGACACUGAUCAGUAGAAGAAAUAAAUGCCUGCAAAUUGAUCUACAUACACUAAACCAAAACUUGAAGUCUUCACAACUCAUCAAGACAAUAUUUAGUUUAAAAAAAUUGUUUUGGCAACAUUACAGAGAGUUGAUGUUUAUCUUUGUACGUCUGGACACGUUUGCAGAGUUAAAUGAGGACUGUGAGUGAGUGUGAUUUUGUUUUUUUGAAGACAUUCCUGUGUAUAGCUGUGGCUUCAUAUUUUCGUCACUGAUCUGAUGAAAAAUAAAUCUUCUUGCCGUUCUCUCAUUCAAAUCCUUUCGGGAUUUAAAAUAAAAAUAUAUAUUUUA
Messenger RNA from Larimichthys crocea (large yellow croaker), 6207 nucleotides. RefSeq names its product carbonic anhydrase XVI b (gene ca16b). The coding region runs from base 725 to 4942 and encodes 1405 amino acids. Lineage: Eukaryota; Metazoa; Chordata; Actinopteri; Sciaenidae. The record is from RefSeq and is a predicted model, not a curated record. Gene Ontology annotation, molecular function: protein binding; protein tyrosine phosphatase activity. The transcript is spliced from 29 exons. Gene Ontology annotation, biological process: protein dephosphorylation.